Messenger RNA from Punica granatum (pomegranate), 2025 nucleotides. The record is from RefSeq and is a predicted model, not a curated record. NCBI's taxonomy places the organism in Eukaryota, Viridiplantae, Streptophyta, Magnoliopsida, Myrtales, Lythraceae.
GCUGCUCCCGCUUGCCCGCCUGCCUGCCUGCCUGCCUGCUGCUAGAUAGAUACUUCCUUUACCGUCCGGCCGACCACCAGAGUCGAAUCCGGCGUCAGUCCAUCUGGAAGGAUAGGAAGAAGAAGAAGAAGAAGCAUUCACGACAGAGAAGCUCGGAAGCAUAUUCACAACAGGGCUUGUCUGCUACCCUCGCCCUCUCUGUCCAAUCGGUUUUCCCUUGCAAAUCCAAUCCUCGGCAGAAACACGUUCCUCAGGGUUUGUAUGAUGUCAUUGUCAAUGGGGAUCAAAAUUAUUGGGACAACUGAACACCAGGUGCUGGCAUAUGUUUCAGAGGUAUGUGAGAUUGUACUUCCUCAAGUUAGUCGAUCAUGAAACUCUUAACAUUCAAUCAGGACUUCAGGCUCGCUAAGCCCCCGUCAAGUUUCCAGUUCAAGAAGGAAGUGAAUUUUGUGGGAAAGAGGUUGCUGUUGUUUAAGAAACUUGUACCAAACUGUUCCAAGGACAGAGAGAUGGAUGUGAGCACUUCUGCUUUGGCAGACGGUGUAGCUGAAUGUGUAAAUGAUGUUGAUGUGAAGGAGCCGAGCAUAUCAACGCUUUUGAUGAAUUUUGAGAGUAAGUUUGAUCCUUAUGGUGCUAUCAGUACGCCACUUUACCAGACAGCUACAUUCAAGCAGCCUUCAGCAACAGAAAAUGGUCCGUACGAUUACACCAGAAGUGGGAAUCCCACUAGAGAUGCUCUUGAAAGCCUCCUAGCAAAGCUUGACAAGGCAGAUCGUGCAUUUUGCUUCACAAGUGGGAUGGCUGCUUUAGCUGCUGUCACCCAUCUUCUUGGAGCAGGUGAAGAGAUCGUUGCAGGAGAUGAUAUUUAUGGUGGCUCUGAUCGAUUAUUGUCACAAGUAACUCCUAAAACUGGCAUAGUGGUGAAACGGGUAAAUACAAGUGACCUAGAUGAGGUUGCUUCUGCUAUUGGUCCUAAGACCAAACUUGUGUGGAUAGAAAGCCCCACCAACCCGAGAAUACAAAUUUCUGAUAUUCGUAAAAUUGCAGAAAUUGCUCAUGCGUGGGGUGCACUUCUUUUGGUGGAUAAUAGUAUAAUGUCGCCCGUCUUAUCACAGCCUCUGCAACUGGGGGCAGAUAUUGUCAUGCAUUCUGCUACUAAAUUCAUAUCUGGGCAUAGUGAUGUCAUGGCUGGUGUGCUUGCAGUGAAAGGAGAGAGCUUGGCGAAACAAAUAUACUUCCUGCAAAACGCAGAAGGCUCUGGUUUGGCUCCAUUCGACUGUUGGAUCUGCCUACGAGGUAUCAAGACUAUGGCAUUGCGCAUUGAAAAGCAGCAGGAGAAUGCACAGAAGAUAGCUGAAUUUCUAUCUUCCCAUCCGCUAGUGAAAAAAGUAAAUUAUGCUGGUCUUCCCAAUCAUCCUGGCCGGUCGUUACACUAUUCUCAGGCUAAAGGUGCAGGGUCCGUACUGAGCUUCUUAACAGGAUCAGUGCCACUCUCAAAGCAUAUUGUGGAGACUACCAAGUACUUCAGCAUAACUGUCAGCUUUGGGAGUGUGAAGUCUCUCAUAAGCAUGCCCUGCUUCAUGUCCCAUGCAAGCAUACCGGCUGCAGUCCGUGAGGCUAGAGGCUUGACGGAAGACCUCAUUCGAAUUUCCGUUGGGAUUGAGAAUGUUGAUGAUCUGAUUUCUGACUUGGACAAUGCCCUCAGUACAGGGCCGUUAUAGUUGCUGCCCAUGGACUUCCUGUCCUGUCCAUGUUACGGAACCCCACUCUCACAUUCCCUGUUCAGAGUUGGUCUUGCACUUCUGAUUGUUAUAGACGAUGAUUUGUCCCCUUCACGGUGGGAAUUCGCAUUUCGUAAUGUAAUUUAUCUUAAUAUUUUUGGUCUUAGCAAACUGGGUAGAGCAGUUUCAGCAGGAAAUGGUAUGCACUCGGGAUUUUGAGAUAUUCACACAACAUUCUAAUGUUACAAUAAACAAUCGGGUCGACAUAUAGAUUUUCUAUGCGAAAGGCUAAUUUAAGUCCUCA